ACGAACAACAAAGUAAAAGUGUUGUGAUGGAAAACGGCAAACAAGGCAGCAAUGCGACAAGUAUUUUGAAAAGCAUUCGUUAGUUUAUUGUAGACCUCUUGAUUCAUUUGACGGAAUCGUGUCGAGUGGAAUAUCGUCCGCAUCUCUCAUAGAAAACCAAUUUGUAUUAUAUUUGAAUGAUUGAAGAGCAGUAAUAAGAAUAAGAAACACUCUUUAAUAAUUAACAAAAAAAUAAGUAAAUAAAAUUUGGAAAAGUGUUGCAAUUGAAUGAAUAAAAAAUAAUUGAAAAUUUCGUUAUAAUUUUUUUCGGAAAAAAAUUGACAAUAAUAAUUACAAAAAAAAUAAUAAAGGAGAUCAGAAAGUGAUAUUUAAAAGAACUUUUAAAAGAAGUGUUCCAACAUAAUUAAAAGAAGUUCAGCAAACGAAAAAAAAAUCGAAAAAAAAAUAACAAAUUAAAAUAAAUGUCAUGUGAUAAAAGUCUCAUGAUUUAAAAAAUUAAUUAAGAAAACAGAAACUUUACAAGCUUUUGUUGUAUUUAUUUGUGGUUCAUGACAACCAUAUUGCAUCAAGAUUCAACUGGAGAUUAUCCAGAGCAAGAGCACGGACAAGAAGAUACAACUGAGCACGAUACCGUUUUGCAAUUGCCAGAAUUAAAUGGCGUCGAUUUGGUUAUGAGCCUUUCGCCAAAAGGCACUACAACAACAAUUACCACAAAUAACAACCUAACUAGCUUACAGCAAUUACAGAACUUACAUAACAGCACUUUACACAAUCAUUCAACACCCUUCAGUGUUACUGAUAUCCUGAGUCCAAUUGAAGAAUACCGAAAACUGGAACUUAACGCAAAUCCUCCGUCGCCUUACAGGUCUAAUUCCAGUGGCAGUAGUGUCAAUUCACCCGGCACUUUAAGUCACGGAACAAGCAUGGCCAAUCCAUACACAAUGGGUCCUCUUUAUCACAGUCCAGGAGUACAGAGUUACUGUACACCAACAGAUAAUCUAUCGUUAGCAGGCCAUUAUACGGAUAUGAGUCGAUCUGCAGCAGGAUGGUAUGGUUCAACGGCGAAUGAUCCGAGAUUUGCAAUUUCACGACUAAUGAGUGGAUCAACGGGCGGCUCUAUGGGACACAUGACAAAUAUGGGAAGUUUAGCUGCGUGUAGCGUAACUGAUUCGAAACCGAUGCAAUUUCCUUUGGCACAACGAAGAAAACGGAGAGUUUUAUUUACACAAGCGCAGGUAUAUGAAUUGGAGAGAAGAUUCAAACAGCAAAAAUACCUUUCAGCACCCGAAAGAGAACAUUUAGCAAGUUUAAUUCAUUUGACGCCAACGCAGGUGAAAAUUUGGUUUCAAAAUCAUCGAUACAAAUGUAAGCGACAAGCAAAAGAAAAAGCAAUGGCUGAGCAAAAUCAACAUAAUCAGUCAGCAAGUUCACCACGUCGAGUUGCCGUUCCCGUAUUAGUUAAAGAUGGAAAGCCAUGUUCAGGCAGCUCAAAUACAGGCAAUACGCAUUCCGGUUCUUCACAUUCUCAACAAAAUCUUAACAAUAUAAGUAGUGUAGCUGCAACGGCUUUAUCGAGCGGAUCAAUUGGUUCGGGCGGCGGAAAUACAAAUCUCCUUGCUAAUAGUGACGCCAAUAAUCAUUCACCCGAUACGCCAUCCUCAAUUUUGCCAAGCUACAAUACGAGUGGGCAUCAAACACAAAUGCUACAACAACCAUGCAAUAAUGCACUUAUGUCAAAUAGCUUGGCAAUGGCAUACAGAAAUCAAAAUAACUUUAUGAGUAAUCAACAACAAUGCGGAAGUUAUUUGCCACUGCAGGGGAGAGCUUGGUAAUAUUACGUAGAUAAAUUAGGGAUAAUGCGGGGAAAUAACAACAACAAUUAUAACGAUAACACCCAUAAUCAACAAAAAUCCCAAAAAGUGAAUAUUAAACAAGAACCUGCCACAGAGAAUGCUUUUGAUGAUGAGUACAACUAUCAGGACUUCUAUUAUCAGUAAGUUUAUUUCCUUUCAAUUUAUCUGCUAUUUGUUGGUGAUGUUUGUACAGGAAAACUAAAAACAGUGUUAGGGAAUUUAUUUAUAAAAACAAGUUAUCGAUAAAAUAAAACACUAACCUUGUGAAUAAAAUGUACCUUAAAUAAUUUAAUUUUAAUGGAAAAUCAAUUAUACAGUCUCUGUAAAUAAAACAUAUUAUUCUUAUUCCAAAAGGUUCAAGUAUGAGUCAAGAACUUAAGUUUUUCUUGACAUUUUUAGCUUUUAGAAGUAAUUUUCAUAAAAAUAUUUUGACUUUUAAGUCAAGUCCUUCAUUCAAUAUGGAAAUGUUUUGUUUUUUUUUUUUUUUCAUUUAAAAUCCGAUAGUGACUGAAUAUAAAACAUUUAUAAAAACUUAUAACAACAGAGAUUAUCAAUUAAAACUAAUUAAAUAAUGAUUCUUAUAUAACACAUAAAAUUGAGGACGAAAAAUGUACUUUAGAAAUACUUAGGAAUUAAUGCAAAAUGAUUAAAAUUAAUUUAAAUUAGAGAUGAUUUAAAAAUAAAUUUGUAAGGACAAAAAGUCAUGGAAAAUCGUUGUAACAAAUUAUAUAUAUUAUAUUAAAUAAAAAUAUACAUAUUAUAAACUAAAAA
Messenger RNA from Culicoides brevitarsis, 2624 nucleotides. RefSeq names its product homeobox protein Nkx-2.1 (gene scro). Gene Ontology annotation, molecular function: RNA polymerase II cis-regulatory region sequence-specific DNA binding; DNA-binding transcription factor activity, RNA polymerase II-specific. Bases 549 to 1832 code for a protein of 427 amino acids. Gene Ontology annotation, biological process: regulation of transcription by RNA polymerase II; cell differentiation. NCBI's taxonomy places the organism in Eukaryota, Metazoa, Arthropoda, Insecta, Diptera, Ceratopogonidae. The record is from RefSeq and is a predicted model, not a curated record. Gene Ontology annotation, cellular component: nucleus. The transcript is spliced from 6 exons.